AUGGACUUGAGGCCUGAUUCAUCGUCGUCGUCGUCGCCUCCACGCCGCAAGAAAGCGGGCCUGUCGACGAAUGUCAAACUCCAGGCAGUCCGGCAGCCAGAUGAUGGCCCGGCGGCUGUCGUACGACCAAGAUCUCUGCACAACGCGCCGCCACCGACCACGAAAGUGGCUCGUCGAAUUCAGGUCGAUGAUAAUGCUAGUACGCCAAGGGUGCAACAGGUCGAGUGUUUUGUAUAUGAAGGCAGCCAACCGGCACGGACGCAAAACGCAGCGAUCAAACCAGGAGAGAUCAAAGCGUGGCUAACAAAGCCGCCGCUAGAGUCCUUCAAAGGAAAGCCACCGGUAGCCUCGUUACGCUUGCUCUGCUACCGACAGCAGAUUUCGGUAGUCAAGCCAUUCGACAGCACAUCGCUCCGAGCCAUCCAUGACGCCCUCGGUCUGCCUGAGGAUCAUUCAUACCUGGCAGCCUGUAGCGCGGGGGCUUGUGGGAAGUUCGUGGUCGCCAACCGCCGUCCCGUCUUCAUCUACCACCGGUCCAACAACAACGGUACCAUCUCCGCCAUCCUCCAAUGGUCGGCAAACACCAACACCACGCUGGGCUAUCUUCUUCUUGGCCCUCGCAUCUCCCUGCGCAAGGUCACCAGUGAUCUGGUGAGUCAGUUCCCCACAUUUGCGCACCCACUGUUCGUCCCGACGUAUCUGAGCGAGUGCACGGCGGUCGAUUUGAUGAGCGAGCUCCACCAUAUCCAUGCAUUACUCGCGCGUGUCGAGCGAAAGACGAGGUUCGGCGAUUGGGAGGUCCAGGAUGAGGGGAGCGAGCUUGCGUGCUCGGACGCCGAGGAUGAUGUAGCAGUGCAUUGGGGCAGUCGUCAUGAGAAGACUGUGCCGGUGGCGCCGUCAUCGUUGUCGGAUAAUGUGGAUUCCAUGAGCGCAAUAGGUUCCGUGGAAGACGAAGAGAGUCCUGUCCGGCUCGGCGGGAGGAUGAUCUCGCGCUACUGGGUCAAGAUGUGGGCAGCCAUGGAUGCCAGCGACUUGGAUUAUCAUGGCUUGUCGCAGAUCUUGGGCGUUAUCAGCUGUCGAUUCGCCUUCAUGGAAGUGGCGAUAUCCUGCAGUAUCGCGGGCGCCGAGUUCACUCUGCGUGAGAUGGCACAGAUGCAGGAGUACUGUGGCAAUGCAAUGAGGGUGCGGCACUUGAAGGAAGUGGGAAACAGCGACUGCCUGAAGCAUCGCGCGGAGCUGCUGAUGAGCAAUCUGAAGCACAUCCAGCUCUUUGGAGCCCUCGCCCGGCGUAUCCAAGUCCAGCAGAACGUGCUCUUUAACCUCAUCGCUCAGGACGACAACACGCUCAACCGGGGCAUUGCCGAAGACUCGAGACAGCUGGCUGAAGCAAGCAAACGCGACAGCUCCGCCAUGAAAAUCAUUGCCUUCCUAACAACCCUCUUCUUACCAGCGACGUUCGUUGCGACGUUCUUCGGUAUGCCGCUUUUCAACUGGAACGAAGGCAAUAUGGCCGACGUGAUGAAGCGCCAUUUCUGGAUCUACUGGACCGUCACUGCGCCGUUGACCAUCAUCACUAUGGGCGUUGUGGGUGCAUAUGCGUGGAUCCGGUCACGAAAGAAUAGGCUAGCUGCGGACCAGGCUAGGAGGAGCGCGGGCAUCAAGGAUGCGUAG
This is a messenger RNA of Exophiala bonariae, 1671 nucleotides long. RefSeq lists its product as uncharacterized. Gene Ontology annotation, biological process: metal ion transport; transmembrane transport. NCBI's taxonomy places the organism in Eukaryota, Fungi, Ascomycota, Eurotiomycetes, Chaetothyriales, Herpotrichiellaceae. Gene Ontology annotation, molecular function: metal ion transmembrane transporter activity. The transcript is spliced from 3 exons. The coding region runs from base 1 to 1671 and encodes 556 amino acids. The record is from RefSeq and is a predicted model, not a curated record. Gene Ontology annotation, cellular component: membrane.